Gymnodraco acuticeps is the source of this 3000-nucleotide messenger RNA. It is a transcript of the gene osbpl8, whose product is annotated as oxysterol binding protein-like 8. Gene Ontology annotation, cellular component: intracellular membrane-bounded organelle; membrane; cytosol. Gene Ontology annotation, molecular function: cholesterol binding. The record is from RefSeq and is a predicted model, not a curated record. Lineage: Eukaryota; Metazoa; Chordata; Actinopteri; Perciformes; Bathydraconidae.
GGUCCUAAAGGAGAAGCAGUCGGCUCCAUCACUCAACCAUUACCCGGCAGCCACCUCAUCUUCCGCGCUGCCUCUGAAUCCGAUGGUCGUUGCUGGAUGGACGCCUUAGAGCUGGCGCUGAAGUGCUCCAGCCUGCUGAAGAGGACCAUGAUCCGCGAGGGGAAAGAGGACAUGAGCACAGUCGCUACCGGGGGAGAACACUCCAUUAACUUCUACAGCCUCCUCCGAGCACACAACAUCCACGGCUUCCAGUUCAACGACAGCGACCAUCUGAAAGACCCGGACCUGUAUUCGGAUAAAUCUGACCGUGAGGGGGAGCAGGACCACGAGGAGUCGGACCCCGAAGGGUCUGGAAAGAGCGAGGAGAGCGACAGCGACACGUCGGAGCGCCAAGACGACUCGUACAUCGACCUGGACCCCAACGAACAUCUGAGGGAAACACCGUAUCUGGAACAAUCCCACGAGGAGCUCGGAGAGGCGGGCGAAGCGGCGCAGACGGAGACGGUGUCGGAGGAGAAUAAAUCUCUGAUCUGGACUCUUCUGAAGCAGGUGCGACCCGGCAUGGAUCUCUCCAAAGUGGUUCUGCCCACUUUCAUCCUGGAGCCACGGUCCUUUCUGGACAAACUCUCCGACUACUACUACCACGCAGACUUCCUGUCAGAAGCUGCGAUCGAAGAGAACGCUUACAACCGGAUGAAGAAGGUGGUGAAGUGGUAUAUCUCUGGAUUUUACAAAAAGCCAAAGGGUUUGAAGAAGCCUUAUAACCCCAUCAUUGGAGAGACGUAUCGCUGCAUGUGGCUCCAUCAGCACACCAACAGCAAGACUUUCUACAUCGCAGAACAGGUAUCCCAUCAUCCUCCUGUUUCGGCGUUCUACGUCAGCAACAGGAAGGACGGAUUCUGCCUCAGUGGAAGCAUCCUCGCUAAAUCCAAGUUCUACGGAAACUCCCUGUCGGCCAUAUUGGACGGGGAGGCUCGGCUCAAUUUUCUCAACCGAGGAGAGGACUACGUGAUGAACAUGCCCUACGCUCACUGUAAAGGCAUCCUGUACGGCACCAUGACUCUGGAGCUCGGCGGCCAGAUCACCAUCGCCUGCGAGAAAACAGGCUACAGCGCUCAGCUCGAAUUCAAACUGAAGCCUUUCCUGGGUAGCAGUGACUGUGUCAACCAGAUCUGUGGGAAGAUCAAGCUGGGGAAAGAGGUGUUGGCCACGCUCGAGGGACACUGGGACAGCGAGAUCUUCAUCAACGACAAGAAGACGGGGACCGUGGAAACUUUCUGGAAUCCAACGACCGAGCUGAGACAGAGUCGACUCACUCGAUGCACCGUUCCCCCCGAAGAACAAGGAGAAUCUGAAUCAGAGAGACUGUGGCAGCAUGUGACUCGGGCCGUCAACAACAAGGACCAGACGGAGGCCACCAACGAGAAGUUCUUCCUGGAGGAAGCCCAGAGGAAGUCUGCGCGCGAGCGGAAAGCUAAAUGUGAAGAAUGGAACCCCGCGCUGUUCGAGCAGGACCCCGUCACCGGAGAGUGGCAUUACAGAUAUGCCGACACGAGGCCGUGGGAUCCGCUCAACGACUUGAUCCAGUUUGAGAAAGACGGCUGCAUCCAGACCAAGGUCCGACACCGCACCCCUAUGGUGACGGUGCCAAAGAGGAAACACAAGAGCGAUAAACCCAAGAAGCCGGAGAGCGGAUGUUCCUCUCCUGAACCCGACCGCCAGGACUCGUCUGGCAGCGAACGACACAAAAGCAAGCAUAACAGUCGACUGAGGAAAAAGGGAGCGGACCUCAGUGAACUUCAAAGUGCCAUUGAAACCAUAAAGAAGACGCAGGAGGACAUUAACAGGAACAUCAGCGUUCUGCGGAGCCGUGCAGCCGGCCGGGUGGAGAGCGCUUCGUUCCUCCAACAGCGCGACUACGUCAUCAUCGUUUUCCUCAUCCUCCUUCAGGUCCUGAUCAACUAUGUCUUCAAGUAGCAGACACACACACACACACACACACACACACACACAGACACAAGAUCGUGGGGGACUAAGAGAUGUGAACUUUGACAUCUUGCUCUUUAUCAAAUCCUACUACAAACGUCCAGAAAAAAGGUGGAGACUUUCACACAGAGACUUUUUUUUAAAAGUUGUUUUUAUUUUUAUCCAAUCCAUUCCAAAGCUCUGGGGAGAUCCACAGAUUUCAAAGUGAAGAGGAGGAGGAGGAGGAGGAGGAGGAGGAGGAGCAGCGAGAGGAAGAGGAGGGGAUGAAGUCUCUACUGCCACUCUGGAGCUCGUUGAUUUGUCUCAAUGUAGAGGCAAAGACAGCAGCCAUUUUUAGCUCUUAUUCGUUGUGUUUUUCCCUCGAUUGAGUGACACUAUCCUGUGACUUACAUUUCAUUUUUAACAGGGAACCUUUUAACUUGGACACAAAUACCAGGACUCACAGAUUCCUUUCAUUGUAAUGUUCUUUUGUUUGCUUGGUGUGUCCUGUGUGAAUAACGGUCUGCUCGCAGCAGUGAUAAGGGAGAGAAAAACAAAGUGGUCCAAUCUAUGUGACUUUUAUUUUUUUAUCAGCUGGGGGCGUGUUGACAAAGAAGAUAAAUAACACAAAUAAUAUUCGUUCAAAGGAACAGAAGAUAUAAUUUCCGCUGUAUUAUAAAACUUCACCUUUUUGCAUACAAAGAAAAAAGUCAGCGUCAUUGCAGGUAGCGUGUAAAGACGAGCUCAUGCUAACGACAUAUUGUACAGUAUUUUAUCUUCAUGCAGAAAUGCACUGCAAACGGCAGACAUGUUGUUAAUAUCGUUUUUUUUUAUCAGUUGACAUUUUAACAUUUCUGCUCUGAGGAGGUUGUGAGCAUCGACAAAAGAUUAUUUUUUGUGAUUUUUCAUGCGUUACAGUGACUACUGCCCUAGUUUGAGGUAAAAGGGGUUGAUUUGUUCUAACCAAGUCAUCAGAGCUCAGUCUAAAAUAAGCCUUGUUAGACCUGAUGGUGAGAUAAAGACAUCUAAAUGAAA